CUUCCUUCAGUGAACCGCGAACCGCCGCGCUCGAAGCAAGUCUCAAUCUAAAACAUAAAUGAACACCUUUAAAAAUUGACAAUCAGUGAUACAAAAAGAAAAAAAACUAACUAGUUUUAUGUUUUGAUUAUUAUCAACACAACACUAAUUGGAUUGGCAUUUGAAUACAAACUUUUAGAAAGCUUUGGUAUUGAUAAAAGUUUGUUUUUCGUUUGCAAGGACAGUGUUACGAAAGUUCAGAUUGCGAGUUACAAAGUGUUUUUUUUUUUUUAAUUUAGCUUAUUCCGGGAUUGUUGCGUGUUUGUGCGAAUUAGAAGCCCUGCUUUGGUUGCGAAUUCUGACUUGGAAUUUUUCCCUAAUCUCUAAAACGGCUGGACCGAUUUUGACGAGACUUUCACUGAUUUACAAUUACUCAUAAUUGAAGUUAUCCAACAAUGACAUAAGGCUCCAACAAAAUGGCGUUGCGACUUAAAAAGGAUAUCAAGAAAGCGUCGUAUUACGUUUGGUUCCUCGGGGCUCAGGAAUCUCGCGGUCUGCGGGGCGAGGAGUUUGCGCUACCGGCGAUCACGUUACUCGAGGAGAGAGCAAGGGAGUUGGAACCCUUCAAGGUUACGUUGCAGGUUUCACAUAAAGGCCUGAAAAUAAUACAGAAUGUAACAGCCAAGGGAAAACAGCAGACGAUCAAGCAUUUCAUACCUCACGGCAGCAUCACGAGUGCCGUGUCACAAGGAGAUGUGGUCGCGUGUGUGUUACUGCUGUACAACCCUCUCACCGGCUGCCCUGUUCACGUCCACGCUUACAGAUGCGACUCUGAGCACACGGCGGAGAUGCUCUACACGCAUUUACAAGCGCUGAUCGAUAGGCCGGAGAAUCAAAAGAAAUUCGCCGAUAUCGAACGCAAGCUUCAAAUGCGCGGGGCUCUUCCGACCAGCAAGAAGCCUCCGGAUUCGUCGCUGGGCAGCGAAGUCUCCAGAGAGUCGGACUCCGGGAGCAACGAAGAGAGAUGCGUCGCGAACCUAUAUGACAGUCUGGCUGCUGAGCUCAAGCAAAAGUUGUCGACAGGUAAAAAGGGUCUAGGCAAAAGUCCUAUUCUCCUUCCACCGCGCGACUACGACACGGUGCACCGUCAGAAAGGCAACUUGAACAACAUAGACACAAGAAGAUGUUUGAACCAGAACAUAGUAGGGGUGAACGCUCGACGUAAGCUGGAGUCUUCGGGAGGAAGUUCUGGGAUCGGGAGCGACCUUGCUCCAUCUCCAGAGAGAAAUGAAUAUCCACGUCAACACGAUAACCAUAGCACUAGUGAGGAAGACUGGGCAGAGAGCACUGCUUACAUGAUGCAUGAAGCUUUCGACGCAUCACCACCACGUCGCGCCACGUCACCGCGUCGUCCUGCGUCACCUCGCCGAGCGCCCUCCCCGCACCGCGCCAUUUCCCCGCGAAGAGUAUCUCCGCCGAGACGAGCUCUUUCUCCUCGGAACUACGACCGCGGAUACAACGAAGACUUCUCUGAACAGUACCGUGACCAACUAGCUCCAUUCCGUGAUCAUACAUUCGAAAGACGCUUCCGGAACGAAUCCCUAGACCGAAAGGAGAAACAAGACAAAUUUAUCGACGACACAAACUACAGGAGACGGUACGUUGCAGACGCUAAACCCUCUAACCGAAGCAUAGACAGAGUAGAAGAUCGUCGAUUUGGAAAACUGCAGCGAGGAGCCAGCGAAGGGAGCCUGAAAAUCAACGAUGCUUCACCAAAGGACAGGUUCAACGUAGCAAAAGAAAAGUUCAUGAAUCUUGAACGGGAGCGAUUGAACCGCGAACUAGAACAACACAUGGCAAUUCGACGAAGCAUAUUAGAAAGGAAUAGUCGCUCGACUUCUUCUCCCGAGGAAGAAAGAAGGGACGAGCGACCGGAUAGAAGAGACUUAAGCUCCCGUCGAGAACCGGAGCGUUCUCCUUUGGAGCGAUACAGAGAACCGAACAGGCGGAAGGAGCCAGAAAGGCCAGACGUCGAUGUCACUGACCUAGGACACAGAGAAAUUGAAAGGCUUCCACGGGUGGGACGCAAACGCGAAGACGCCAAACGGUUCGAGUAUGGCGCCGAAGAAUACUUGAACAGGAUCGAACCGAAACCUCACCGAGAUGAGUUUGAUCGAUACAGAGACAGGAGGGAGUUGGACCGACGUAUUGACGAAGAUGAAAUCAUCGAACCGGUGAUAGAGGACCGAAGAAGAGACUGGAACGACCGACAAAGGGCAUUCAGUCGCUCACGGCUGUUGGAAGAUCAGCGCCAGUCUUACGCAGAAGGGGACAGGGACCGUUUUUACGAGAGGGACUACAGGGACUACCGUGAGCUCGCCGACAGACAGCCGAGCAAGUUCCGACACAGCUACGCCGAACCCAUCCCGAGGGGCCGACUUGGGACCGUCAGGCCUUAUUGACAUGCCAUAAUAGAUAUAAUAGGAUACACACACGUUUCAAAAUAUACAGGGUGGAAAGAACUAUUCGCAUGGCCAAAACAAUGUAAAAACACAUGAAAUGGCAUAAUGAUUCAAAAACACUUAGUGAUUUGAGAUUUCGUGGGCCAGCAUUGUAAACUGGACAAAAGUCAGCAGUCGACAACAAAUUGGCAAUGGACCGCAUUUUUUGCCGAAAUAAUGCCUAUCUUACGAAUCAGACCUGAAUUUUUAUCAUAUAAAAACUGCUGACCUGCAAGCAUUUAGGUUACACAAUGCUGAUCCAUAAAAUAUCAAAUAACCAAAACGAUUUCUAUUGAAAACUGAAUGUUAUUUUCCGGUUAUGUACAUACAUAUAAUACGUGUUAUAAUACAUUCAAAAAAUUACCUGAUCACAACACUCUGCGUAUUAUUUAUGAAAAUGCUAUUGGUAUGCUGGGGAACAAAUCUAAUAUUCAUUAGUCAUACCGUAAAUGUAAGGUAAAAUUAUGUAUAUUCGGUAUAUUUGGUUAUAAAUGAAACCAAACAUAGAUCGUGGCGUACUAAACAUUCUUUGUUACAGAUUAAUCUUAACAUUCUACGUGAAUAUAAUUCGAUGCCUCCAAUGAACACUAGUCUAACUCAAAAUUUUGAAAUUUUCGUUUUUCACGCAAAUCGCUUCACUAUUUUAAAAGUAUUACAAAUUCAUUAUUAAUGGGGUUCGAAGCAAGAGUAAAUCAGCUAGUUACACAAGAAAAACCAUAAAUAUAUCUGCAUUAAUAAAGAUUUUACCAACUUUUUUCGUUUAAACUCUCCUCAUAGCCGACUUAACCUAAUAGGUGUAUGGCUCUAAUAAAGAAUAAAAAAAAAAAAAAAAAAAAAAACUCCUGUAAACCUGCGAAUUUGGAGUUAGAGUAGUGUUCAUUGCAGGCAUCGAUAUUCAGUUUCGUAAACUUAACUCUAGAUGACAUUAUGACUUGGAUACAUAAUAUGUAUUGGUUAGUUAAUCAUAAUUUCAAUAGAAUAGUGCCUUAAAUAUAUUAAUAAUAAAAAUGGACAAUAACACAACAAACAAACGGACAGUAAAUAUUUUAUGUAAAUAAAAAAUCGUAUAGUGGAUUCGUAUGCAAGUACCUUAAUCGUUAUUUUAGAUUAUAACAUUUAAUCUUGUAAACAAAUAAAAAAAAAAUAUUAUUGUGCUAUAUUAUAAAACAUGUUAUAAUGGUUUUCAAAUAAAAAAAUUAAUAAAGUGUAUUCGGAUGAUUGCAAUUAAAGUCACAAAUUGAUUAUUUUUAACGAAUGUACAUUAAAUUUAAAUAUCUUAAGCGUGAUUAAAUUUGAAACAAGACAAAUUAAGUCAACUAAAAAAAGUUCUUUUAUCAUAGAAACUUAGAUGCGACAAAUACAAUAAAAUGGACUGACAUUUGACAAUGUUAAUAAUAUCUAUCAGUUCUAAUUGGCCAAUCACGUCAUUGUUCUUGUAAAUACUAAUAUUUUCCAGUGAAAUGUGAUCCCCACAAUUAGUACGAAAUUUAUAUUUUGUUUGUAAAAUAUUAAUAAAGUUAUUAUUUACGUAA
Molecule: messenger RNA, 4012 nt
Organism: Bombyx mori (domestic silkworm)
Lineage: Eukaryota; Metazoa; Arthropoda; Insecta; Lepidoptera; Bombycidae
Exons: 9
Coding region: 456-2441 (661 amino acids)
Source: RefSeq, a predicted model, not a curated record